AUGAACAAGAAGAGUUUUUUGAGGAUAUUUAUCAUUACAAUUCUUGCUUUGGGCAUAACUCUUCUAGCCUUUUUCCUUCUUAGAGAAAAGCCUCUAGGAUACCUCACUGAGGAAGACGUUCAAUCACUUUCAAGUGAACUUCAAUUUAGAUUCAAAGAUUCUGGGAAAAACGAGGAUGGAAAUGAGGUUACCGACGUUAAAUUCUUUGUCUGCCUGAAUAGCAUCCUAAAGUUGUUUAAUUCUGUAGAAAUCAGUCUUAUUAACACCUUCUUGUCCUAUGGAGAAAAAAGUAGUAAAGGGGAGAAGAAAGAGGAGGAGGACUACAACCAUAAAGGAUUAUAUGUAAAGAGUGCAUUACAAGAGGCUAGAAAUAUAAUGUUCCUGUCCCCAACCUCGAAGGAGGCUAUAGUCGAAAUUUUGCAGAAGGAAAAUGAAAAGAAGAAAGAGAGCGAGCUUUUAGAUACUGUCAGAAAAGCAUUUUCCGAGGUUCAAUUAUCACCGGAGGAAGAUGACGACUCUUCUAGGCAAAAGAAGGAGGAGCUCAAUAAGGUGUUGGCCAACCUCUUUAUUUGGUUCUGGUUGAAGGGAACCCCUCCAGCGGACAAAAGAAUUAAUACCUUCAAAGGGGCUUACGAAAGCAAUCAAGAUAUUAAGAAAUAUCUUCUGGAAUAUCUAGACGAGGAAAACAAGGAGGUUGCAAACGCAACAAUAUCCGUUAGUGGAGAAAACGAAGUAAUACCCGUAAUUGAUCAUAUACUACUUUCUAUAUUCAAUGCUUCAAUAUACAUGGGUCUUGGAAUAAGUCCAACCGACAUACCUGCAGCAACAGCUAUUUUAGCAGCUGGAGGAAUUCUAGAAAAGGAAGGUGAACAAAUCAAAAAGGGGUUUUUCCAGGGACUUCAGGAUUUCUUCUUUGGUUCACCAAAGCAGGAACAAUCCCUCCAACAAAGCGAGAAACUAGAGAAAAAUGAUGGGUAA
Encephalitozoon intestinalis ATCC 50506 is the source of this 978-nucleotide messenger RNA. RefSeq lists its product as uncharacterized. The record is from RefSeq and is a predicted model, not a curated record. The transcript has a single exon. Lineage: Eukaryota; Fungi; Microsporidia; Unikaryonidae. The coding region runs from base 1 to 978 and encodes 325 amino acids.